This is a messenger RNA of Marchantia polymorpha subsp. ruderalis, 5030 nucleotides long. Lineage: Eukaryota; Viridiplantae; Streptophyta; Marchantiopsida; Marchantiales; Marchantiaceae. The record is from the annotation of a GenBank genome assembly.
AGGCUCAUGCCUACAGGGUUCAAGCAGCAGCCUGCUCAGUCUCCAAGAAUGUCUCGGGCCGCCCCUCCCAACUUUUGUUUCUUACUCAGAGAGAGUGGGGCUGCCAGUUUCUGAUCGGGGACACGGGGAAAACAAUACUCGAGUGACCACAGCAAUAGAUGUCCAACGUUGUGGGUUGGUAAUCCGGGCCAGCGCCAUUUCUCACUUUUUCCCUCAGAUGAGGUGGAGCAUCAUGCAUCAACGCGCUCGUGAGCUCCAACUCGUUUUCACAGCGUUGUCCAAUUAGACGGACGAGGUGCUGCAAGAUGUAUCGACUGCUCGGCGUCUGUCAUCUGGCUGCUUGCUUCGGGUGACCCGGUCUGAAUCCGACUCCUCAGUCAUGAUCCUUUGCAUUCAGACGGCAAGCAUGAGCCUGACCAGUUCAGGACAUGCGUUAUGGCGAAUAAUCGAGGUCCCCAAUUCUUGAUCAUCUUCUGCCGGGGCAAUCUCUGAUUCUGAUUCUCUGCUUGUAGCCAUGUUCUGCGCCUUCUUUGCGCGUGAGAAGUUACGAUGUUGGCGUCCUGUUCGGAUUCCUGUCCCAUGAAUGUCUCUAACCUUGCGUCGAGCAACUGUGCGUUGGCAGCUCGCCCUCGCCCUCGCCCUUUUCACCUCCUGUCUGCAUGCAUGGCUUCUUCAUCUUCGUCGUCGAUAGGUCUGAUUCUGAAGAAAUGGGUUGAGAGAAAUCCUCUUCUCCCGACUUCCGACCCCGCUUCAGAUUCCGAUUCUUCAUGGAAGGACGACGCCAGAGCAGAAAUUCAAAGCCUGCUCUCAGAGGAGCUGGAGCGAGUGACAGACUUGCAUCUCCAAGGACCGGAAGCGGCCGAGAGCGAAAUUGAGGCGCUGGGGGUCGCCUUACAGCAGCGCCCCUUCCCAGGCAUCCAACAUCUGAGACUGUGCAAUGGCAGGGUUGGUGUAAGAGCACUGGCGGAGCUGGGCCGAGCCAUCGAAGUGGGCAAUUUGGGCAAUUUGAGACUUCUGGAUUUGUCAGGAACUCGUCUCGAUGAUGAUGGAGCCCGAGAGGUCGCUGGAAUGCUGGCAUCGGGAAACUUGUCAUCUCUCACGAACCUGCAUUUACUGCGCACCGAUGUGGGAGACAUGGGACUGGCCGCCAUAGCGCAGGCUCUGAAAUCAGGCGGAGUGUCGGAUCUGAAAUCUCUGAGCAUCGGCUCCGGGAAGCAGAACCUCGUCCACCAGGGAACAGACGCUCUGGGCAAGUCGUUCCGCUCCAUGCCACAUCUCGAAGACUUGCAAAUGCAGGGCAUAGUGAACGAGCAGGCGGCCAUAUGCGUGGUGGACGCCCUGACGUCCGGCAUGGUGGGACGGAUCAAAUCUCUCGAGCUCUCCUACUGCGGAAUCGGAUACCAGGGAGCCAUGGCCAUUGCCAAUGGACUAGAGUCGCUGAAUUUCGCCUCGUUGGAAUGUCUGGACGUGUCCAACAAUCUGGGCAUGUGGAUGGGCGACGAGGGCGUGGUCGCUCUGUCCAGAGCUCUGAAAACAAUCUUCCUCUACAAUUUGCGCAAGCUGGUGCUGAACAAUGUGGCCAUGGGCGAGAGAGGGCUGCUGGAGCUGGCGUCUGUCCUGGAGGCGGACGACCUGCCCGGGCUGCAAGAGCUCCAUGUCCAGGACUCAGGCAACACGGAAACCAGCGCUCGAGCUCUCGUCAAGGCGUACCAAGCGAACCCGUUUCUGGUGGCGCAAAUCUUCGUGGCAUGGCCGGACCCGUCUUACAAAAACAACGCCGAGGGCUUCAGGAGGCAGAAUCUGAAGCUGGUGCCGAGCUUGAAGGUGCUGAUGGACGAGCCCAAUGUGCCAGUCACUCGCGCCAGGAUCUUCCUCUGCGGUCACCCGCGAGUGGGCAAGACGACGCUGAAGAAAUCGCUGGCCCGCCCGCAAGGGCGCAAGCUGCCCAAGGCCCCGGUGUGCAGAUGCGUGGCGCCCGGCCUUGAGGCCGACGAGCACGAGCAUGAGCAGGCGUUCGAGAUCGAGCUCUCGCGCCUCGUGCACAGGCACAUGUUCCUCGGGGUGUGGGAUCUGGCGGGGCAACCCGAGCUGCACAUGCUGCACAGUCCGAGCCUGCCGCAUCUGGCCUUCGCUGCAGGCGAGGCGACGCUGUUCGUGGUGGUGUGCAGUGCGAACUAUGGGCCCGAGGCGACCGAGCGCGAGGCCAAGCGCGAGCUCGAGUACUGGCUGCGCUACAUCUCGUCGAACUCCGUCAAGCGCAAGACGAAGGGCGACGGCAAGCGGCACCAUGUGCUGCUGGUGCUGAACUCGUUCCAUGGCCAGCACUCGUGCCACAGCCGCAGCAGCUGGGAGCACGAGCUGCGCCGCUGCCAGCGCGAGUUCGAUGAGUUUCUCGACAUCCACCACGCCCCGUUCAUCGUCGACUUCCAUAACCGCAAGGACACCAAAUCGUUCAAGCACUCGCUGACCAAGAGGCUGCGCGAGUUUCUGCGCCUGAGCGAGCCCGUGCCGCAGAUCUGCUCGCAGCUGCAGCAGCGCAUCAGCCGAUGGGCCAAGAAGCCCCAGCACCAUCGAUUCCCUGUGCUCCUCUGGCGCGAGUUUCGAUCCAAGGUGCUCGGCUCCGUCUUCGACAAUGUGUCCGAGAGCAAUCUGGCGGCCGCCAUGGACUAUCUGCACGAGGCCGGGCAGGUGAUCUUCUUCCGCGAGGACGUGCUGAAACAUGGCGGCCUGCUCUGCGACGGGCUCGUCGUCCUCGACCCAGCCUUGUUCUGGGAGUCGAUCCUCGGCCGCCGGCUGCUCGGGCUCGAUUGCGCCCCGCUCAGGGCCAAUGUGCAUCCGAGCGGGGCGCUGCCCAUCGACGUCCUGCACGAGCAUUUGGCCGAUCAGCUCUCGGACGCCGCUCACGUGCAGCAGGUCGUCGCCAUGCUCAUGCCUCUGGGCCUGGCCUACAGGUUCAGAUCCGACAUCGAGCACAUCUUCAUCCCGGCGCUAAUCGAGCACGACAAUGUGCCCCCGUACUGGGGCCCUGAGCCGAAUUCGUCGAAUUCGCACUGGAUCAUGGGCUUCGCCAUGCAGGUGACCUCGAGUGGCACGACGCUGCUGCCCAACACGGUGUUCCGCAAGCUGCAGAUGGAGCUGGCGCGCGAGCAGGACGAGUUCGGGGAGUUCAGCUCGAGUGAGUUUUGCGCCGGGAAGAACAUCGUGGCCUUCCGCAAUCCGGAGAUGGCGGUGGCCGUGCAGUACAGCGGCGACCCUCUGAACCGAGUGGAUGUUCUGACGAAGCCUCAAGCGCCCGACGAUCAGGUGGACGAGAAGGAGCUGCAGGUGAAUUUGGCGCAAGCCAUCUCGGAGACCUUCGAGCGCAUCGCCAACGAGACGUGCCCCGGGGUCGAAUUCUCGCGGCGCGUGAUCGAGCCCUGGAGCAGCAGCGAGGGGCUCAGCAGGGCCAUGGACGACAGGAAUGUGGCCGUGGCCGUGGAGGAAUUGAAGGCGCUGCUGAAGAGCGGCGGAAUCGGCGCUCGCACGAAGAUGGCGGUCGGGCGCGAGCCCGUGUACGCCAUGCCGCUGCUGUCCGGCAAGGACAUCACCGAUUUGAGGCUGUGCACGAAGGAGGAGUGCGCCGUGAUCGAGCAGACGAUUCUGCAUCUGGAGCUGUUCGCGUUGUCCGUCGACCCGACCAUCGCCAUGCACGCCGCCUCGCUCAAGGCCAAGGCGGAGAUGGUGCACACGACGCGCGAGGACGAGCACGAGCAGCAGCAGGACACGAAAUCGUACACGCUGGAGAAAUUCUUCUCUCGCCGAGUCGACGAGGCCAUGCUCGACAGGGCCAAGGACAACAUUCGGACCCAAGAGCCACGCCGAGCGUCGAAUUUCUCGCCCGAGCAGAUUCUGCAGAGGGAGUUCGAUAAUCGCAAGUCGCUGGGCAAUCAGAUCCAGACGUGCAUCAGAUUCUCCGUGGUGCAAGAGGACAGCUCGAUGGCGAGGUUGUUGUUCCUGACGCAUCAAGAGGACGGGAGCUCGGGCCAAUGGAUGAGGCUGGAGAAUGCGCUUCUGCUCCGGCAGAAUUGCAGGAUCCACUUUCUGUGUGAAGACCACGCGUUGCACGAGGUCCGAGGCCAGGAAGGGUUCGAGCUCUCGCAGCUCAACGAGCUCGGGAACAAAUUGGGACCAUUAUUAGAGUGGUCCUUGAAAAUUGCGUUCGUGACAUGCAAGAUCGGCCGAACCGCAGUGCUUCCCGGGCUAGACCUGCUGCUCAGAGAUGGGCGCAUGGCCGGGAGCAAGCUCACGAGCACGGCGCAGCUGGCCAAGAUCAGCUUUCUUUUGAAGAAUUUCGCUUCAGCGGGCUCCAAUGACAUUCUGAAAUCCAGAGUUCCUCUGAGCGAAAUCGACCCGCGAGUAUCGAUGAGCAAUGUUUGUUCAACCACCGCGCAAGAAGUGGCAUCCGUCCGACACGAGGUAUCAGCUGCCUUGCGAGUGCUCCUCGCCACCAUGUCUCCCACCGAGCGCAUGCAGAAAUUGGGCCUCAGGCGCGUCAUGCUCGCCAGUGCGCAGAAGUUGUGGAUUUGUAGCGACUGUUAUGCUAAAUACGGCAGUCCUCCUGAAGUCUAGAGUGGAGCCGAGCAUUUACAAGUUUUCCACGCGCCAUUGGAGCUUAUAAAUAUCCUUUCAUCACAUCAGAAGCACAUAGGCACGUCAAGAGCCUUAAUUCCUCUUGCAAUUUCGGUUACUAGAGGCGUUUCUACACUUGUAUAAAUUCUGUUCAAUUCCCAUCUAGAUUCUGUUUCAAACACAAUUUUUAAAAGGAAACUUUAGACAUUUUCUGUACAAUAUUGACGAGUAGUCUCAUCAAGAUACCGAAAAAAAUGGGCAAUGUUCAGGCCUGAUUGAUGUAGGCGAUCGUAUUCCGAGACGCCUUAACUACCUAAACUAGACAGAAGUCAAGGGUAGCAUCGUGCAUAGGGCGCAUUUUACAAGGUGUAACACUGAAAUUAUUGAGCCUUCGUUGUUAUAGACUGCAAGUGAGCUUUCAU